AUGAUUGCGUCCAACUUGAGUGCGAUCAGUUGCAGGAGGGCGAACAGCGCGCUGUGCCUCAGUGCAGUGGAGGAACAUUUGGAGGCGUCCUCCUCCUAUCGCAACCUCAGUCCCACCGGCCACCUGCUCGUGGCGGUGACCUUGGGCUUCAUCGGCACUUUCGGAUUCCUCAACAACCUUCUGGUUCUCGUGCUCUUCUGCCGCUACAAAAUUCUGCGGUCCCCCAUCAACUUUUUGUUGGUGAAUAUUUGCUUGAGUGAUCUCCUGGUUUGCGUGUUGGGCACGCCGUUCAGCUUCGCGGCGAGCACUCAAGGGCGAUGGCUCAUCGGCGACACUGGAUGUGUGUGGUACGGCUUUGCCAACUCGUUUUUAGGCAUUGUGUCACUUAUCUCUCUGGCCGUGCUAUCAUACGAACGCUACUGUACAAUGAUGGGCUCCACGGAGGCUGAUGCCACCAACUAUAGGAAGGUGGCCGGUGGGGUGGUGAUGUCCUGGGUCUACUCUUUAAUCUGGACUCUGCCCCCUCUGUUUGGUUGGAGCCGCUAUGGCCCAGAAGGCCCUGGGACCACCUGCUCUGUAGACUGGACAACCAAGACAGCCAAUAACAUCUCUUACAUCAUUUGCCUCUUUAUUUUUUGCCUGAUUGUCCCCUUCCUGGUCAUUGUCUUCUGCUAUGGAAAGCUGCUGCAUGCCAUUAAACAGGUCAGUGGUGUGAACACGUCCAUGAGCCGCAAAAGAGAGCACCGGGUUCUUCUCAUGGUGACCACCAUGGUGAUCUUCUAUCUGCUCUGCUGGCUGCCUUAUGGGAUCAUGGCUCUGCUGGCCACUUUUGGAGCCCCAGGACUGGUGACUGCGGAGGCUAGCAUAGUGCCCUCCAUCUUAGCGAAGUCCAGCACGUUCAUCAAUCCCAUCAUCUACAUCUUCAUGAAUAAACAGUUCUACAGGUGUUUCAGAGCUCUUUUCAACUGUGACAAACCCCAGCGAGGUUCCAGUCUGAAAAGUUCUUCAAAGGUAACUAAACCUGUUCGGCUUGGACGGCGCACAGACAACUUCACUUUUGUGGUUGCUUCAUUGGGACCCACAGUGCUGCCCAACCAGGCAAACCCAGCGGAGGACGGCCCUCUAUCAACAGAUAAUGCCAAACCUGCUGUGGUCUCCCUUGUGGCCCAUUAUAAUGGUUGAGAGUUAUUCUGCUUCAAAAAAUGGUGACACUUGAAGAAACUUUUCACACAAAAUGAGGGAAAUGCAGUGUGAGAUUUGGAGGAUUUCACAAGAAUAUUGCGUAUAAGUAGCUACUAUAACAAACGGGAAAAUGAAAGAAUCCCGAGUGAGGCUGAUUUU
Molecule: messenger RNA, 1341 nt
Organism: Sinocyclocheilus grahami
Lineage: Eukaryota; Metazoa; Chordata; Actinopteri; Cypriniformes; Cyprinidae
Product: parapinopsin-like
Exons: 4
Coding region: 1-1182 (393 amino acids)
Biological process (GO): G protein-coupled receptor signaling pathway; visual perception
Cellular component (GO): membrane
Molecular function (GO): G protein-coupled receptor activity
Source: RefSeq, a predicted model, not a curated record